Messenger RNA from Odontomachus brunneus, 3892 nucleotides. It is a transcript of the gene Hrd3, whose product is annotated as protein sel-1 homolog 1. The record is from RefSeq and is a predicted model, not a curated record. The transcript is spliced from 7 exons. Gene Ontology annotation, cellular component: endoplasmic reticulum membrane. Gene Ontology annotation, biological process: ERAD pathway. NCBI's taxonomy places the organism in Eukaryota, Metazoa, Arthropoda, Insecta, Hymenoptera, Formicidae. Gene Ontology annotation, molecular function: protein binding. Bases 458 to 2749 code for a protein of 763 amino acids.
AAGACAGAUUGAGGAGAAACUCGGAUAAGGAUCAAUGUGUAUAUAACCGAACAAAACACUUUUACUAAAGCUACCGAAAACAAGAUCGAGCGAAUCGUUAUCGAUGCGAAGCCUCGUCUCAUCUGUAUCUACGAACAGCUGAUUCAGCAGAUAUUUCCCGCGUGGUGAACAUAACGUACAAUCGGGGAAAAGUGCGAACGGAUCGAUCGUGACGACAAGGAACGCCGUGGACGGUGCUGUUUUUGUUGACAGAAGAUUCCACUCAAGAAAAAUGCGUAUUGACGUGUCCUAAUGACGUAAUUGGUCGAGACGGUUCGCACGUAUGUCCACGUAUGUAUCGAGUGCGAUCAAUCGUGCGUUUCUUAUGCAGCAGGAUUUUAAGAAGUCGACGAGCGAUAACGUCAAGAUCACCGGUGUUGUAAUGAGGCCGUGAAAAGUGUCAUUUGUUCGUCGAGCAAUGAAGUCGAACGUGGGUGUGCUGAUUCUGCUGCUGUUCCUGACGUCGUGUUCCCGGUCCAAUGCAGAAUUGGAGAGUGCCGCGAAGAAGCGCGACAUCGCGCAAAAGUCAAACUCCAACGAGGAGACAGAGGAGGAUGUCACUAACGAGGAGAUGGAAAGCGCUUUCGAGCAGCUGCGCGAACUCAGGGCGUUGCGGGAGACUAUAAUGAAGUUGGUACCAGUGGCGGAUCCGCUUAUGAAUGAAAAAGUCGACAAGCACAGGAAAGAGGAUGCAGAGGGUAAAGUGGACAGUGUCAGCAAGGAGAGUCUGGAGAGUUCAGGAACGAGAAAUGUAUGGAUGAAAACUAUGAUAGCCCAGACAAAGGAAAUGGAUCCUUUGGACAUAAACAGCAAGCAGUUGGAUGAGGAAGAUAUGGAAGCUUGGGAGAAUCAUGAACAGUUCGAGACACUUGAGGAGGAGGUCCAAGAACCUCUGUCACCAGAACAACAAGCAGCUGAACAAUUAUUCAAGAAUGCUCAAAAUACUUUGAAUGCAAUGCGUGCCAACAAAUCUGAGGGCUACGAAUUGCUCAUUGAAGCAGCACAGUUGGGCCAUCGAGAAGCUAGAUCUAUGUUGGCAUGGGCAAGAUUGCUCGGGUCUCGUUUAGGUUCCACCUCUUUGAGAAUAUCUAUUGAUGAUAUACCCAGCAUAUUUGAAAUAUUCAAAGAACUUGCAGAUUCAGGACUUCCGUCAGCUCAUAUGGGAAUGGGAUUUUUAUACGCGACCGGUAUUGGUGGUGUUAAUGCAUCUCAAGGGAAAGCUCUGCUUCAUUACACUGUAGCCGCUCUUGGGGGCGAUACUCGGGCACAGAUGGUAAUGGGACAUCGUCACUGGGCAGGAUUGACGACAACACCAUCCUGCGAGCGAGCGUUAGAUUAUUAUCGAAAAGUGGCGAAGAAAGUUGCAGAAGAAGUGUCGCUCAGCGGUGGCCCGAUCGUUCAGCGAGUCAGGUUAUUGGACGAGUACGAAAAUCCGGGGUACAAUUCUGGCAUCUUCGAUCAGGACUUGAUAGAAUACUAUCAGUUGUUGGCAAAAAAAGGUGACACUCAGGCACAAGUCGGACUCGGUCAGCUGCAUUAUCAAGGAGGUAGGGGAGUACCUUUGGAUCACGAAAAAGCUGUACAAUAUUUCCAACAUGCUGCUGAUGCCGGCAAUCCCGUAGCGAUGGCUUUCCUUGGAAAGAUCUAUUUAGAAGGGAGUGAAAUUGUGAAGCAAGACAAUGAAACAGCAUAUAAAUAUUUUAAAAAGGCAGCUGAACUGGGCAAUCCAGUAGGUCAAAGUGGAUUAGGCUUGAUGUACUUAUAUGGAAUGGGAGUAGAAAGAAAUACAGGUAAAGCGUGGCAAUAUUUUCAUCAUGCUGCAGAACAAGGCUGGGUCGAUGGACAAUUGCAAUUAGGCAAUAUGUAUUUCAGUGGUAUCGGUGUUAAACAAGAUUACAAAAUGGCAAAUAAAUAUUUUAAUUUAGCCAGCCAAUCGGGUCAUGUGCUAGCAUACUAUAAUCUCGCUCAGAUGCAUGCUAGUGGCACCGGCAUGGUGAGAAGUUGUCCCCCGGCUGUGGAAUUAAUGAAAAAUGUCGCCGAAAGGGGAAAAUGGAGCGAUCAGUUAAUGGUGGCGCACACUGAUUACAGAGAAGGCAGGGUGAAUGAAGCAUUUCUAAAUUAUGCCUUAUUCUCUGAGAUGGGUUACGAGGUCGCGCAAAGUAACGCGGCAUUUAUCUUGGACAAAGAAGAGACCGAUGUUCUGUCGGAAGAGGAAGGCUUAGUCCGGGCUUUAGCGUUAUGGACGCGAGCCGCCGCGCAAGGAUACUCAGCGGCACAAGUGAAACUUGGUGAUGCGCAUUAUUAUGGCAGAGGAACCAAAGUGGAUUACGAGGCUGCUGCAGGUCACUAUCGUUCAGCAUCCGAGCAACAACACAACGCUCAAGCUAUGUUCAAUUUGGGUUAUAUGCACGAGCGCGGCCUAGGCUUAGCGAAGGAUCGUCACUUGGCCAAGCGAUGCUAUGAUUUGGCCGCGCAAGCCAGUCCCGACGCGCAAAUACCAGUAACGCUAGCUCUUAUUAAACUCUCCUUCCUCUUCAGCCUGGAUUAUCUACAAGAGUUCAGUUUGGUCGAUCAGCUGGAUAAGUGGGAUCAGCUGCUCGGGCAAAACUGGGAUCUUUAUCUUAUCGGAUUUCUUACGGGAAUGCUUAGUCUUAUUAUAUACUUCCGCAGACCGCAGCCACCUCCCCCACCGAGACCUCCUGUUAACUAAAUUUUGUACCUUUACCGAUUAUUUCAUAUAUAUAUAUACAUAUAUACAUAAAUUUUCCUAGGCUAAGCUUGGAAAGAAUUUUAUAAGAGAUUCGUAUACCGGGAAAUCAUUUUUGAUAACGUAAUUCAUCCUUCCCAAAGUAAUGCAGGCUGUAUAAUCUCGAGUUCGAUAUUGUUUUGAGCACGUUUAAUGUAUCGUGAAUACUUUACUUUUGACCAGUAAUAAUAAAUUCAUCGAGCAUUGUGAUGCCUCAGAUGGCAUACGCAACCGGUAAAUAUUGUGUUUACUACACUAUAUUACCAUUUUCUCAUACGCUUAUUUAAUUAUUAUCACAUACAUAGGCUCUGAGCUUAGUUCCUAGUUUGUAAAGUUCCAUUAUUAUGCUCAAUGUAUGACAUGUUUGUCGAGAUAUCGUCUACAAAUGAACUUAUUAAUGACUGGUUUAUCGCAAAUUUUAGAUCCCUCUUGUUCGCAAAGUAAUAUGAAAAAUGCAAGUCAAUUUCGUUCACAAUUCCACAUGAUUUUUAUAUAGGAAUGCAAAUUUAAGCUGCCCUUGCAGCGAUAUUUUAUGAUUAGUUUUUGCAGAUAAAGACGAUUGUAUACAUAUGUAGUUUUUUCAGUGGCAUAUUUUUAACUAUGUUAAACUACACAUAAUAUACAUUAAGAUAUUAUAAGAUUUCUGUAAUAUAAAGUAAGAAUUAAAAAGGUUAUUGAUUAUUUAUCUAAUAAAAUUGUUUUAUUGCCAAAGAAUGUUACGAUUUUGAUAUUAUCGUGACACGCAUGGUAUUAUCGUGGCUGUGGAAACGAUUGUGAAUAUAUGCAGAUAAUCCGACUUGUAAAUUGUGUAAACCAGAUAUAAACAUUAUUAGCGAAUCGAAAGCAAUAUCACUUUAGAAUACCCUGUAUAUAUGUGCAAAUACUUAUUGCGUUUAUUUGUUAUUUUUCGUUAAUUAUUUGCUGCGUUACUGAUAUUAUCAAUAAGUACUAUGUAAGAAUUAAUGUGCUAUUUCAAUCGAUAUUAUGUUAAUUAUUAUAUUGAAAUUUAUUUAUGCACCUCGUACUCGUGUACCUGUAUCUUUCACAUGAGAGACGCUAUAAAUAUUUAUAUUAGUUCUCAGGGAAUAAAACAACAAAGGAAUGAAA